UUUUGUUCGACUGUUUGUCACAUUUUUUACGCAAAAAUUGUCUUGCGCAAUCACCUUUAUAUCAGUAUGUAUAUGUAGAUAUUCUGUGUAUUUAUUUACCUCCAAUGCUAGUAGGUAAAUAAAUGAAUAUGUUAAUAAACUUACAGACUGUGUAGUUUCAUGUCGAGUGCGGUACCUAUCUGUUAUAAAAUUGGUUGCGGUGCUGUGCGGGAAGUCGCCUUAAAUCUAACACGUGUGGGGCGGUAUGAAAAAGUGUCAAGCUUAUGAUGCCCACGUGAGAAAUAAAUCGAAAUAUCAGUCGAACGGAACUAGUUUGAAUAAAGAAUCAACAAGAUAUUUAAACUAUGGCAAUGAAGAUCAAAUGGGAAUUGAAGGAUUCGUCCACAGUAACUUGAAAUCGAACUUCUUUUUGAUGUUGUAUAUUCUGACAGUAGGAACUCUAAGGAUAUUUUUUCACUGGUAUCCCAACUUGUACAUUAAAGCAACACAUACUAGAUCCAGUCUCAGAUACGCGGAAAGAGUUCUCAUAACCGAUGUAUAUAAGAAGUUCAAAACAUUUUUCAUUAAGGACGUAAAGAUCGUAGAAGCCAAUGAAGAAGGAUCGACCGCGAAUCAAAAACAAGAAAAUAUUUUGGAAUGCAAUUUAUGCGAUGGUAGACAAAAAAGAUUAACCCGAGCUCGCAUUAUUAGACUUAAGAAAUUAUUAUAUGUUUGGGACGACGAAACAGAAAAUUUUGUAAAAUUAGCCGGGUUCGAUACUGGCGUAACUAGGGCACAAUUACAUUCUUUAAAAGGUCAAAGUAAAGAGAAACAAGAAGUGAAGAGAUUAUUAUAUGGUGACAACGAAAUAUCAGUUCCAGUUCAAUCAAUAUUAACACUACUAGCACUAGAAGCACUAACACCAUUCUACAUGUUCCAAUUGUUCAGUUUAAUAGUAUGGCUUUGUGAAAGUUAUUAUUACUAUACUGGUGCUAUAUUUGUAAUGUCAGCAUUCGGUAUUUCCACCUCUAUUAUUCAAACGAGAAAGAAUCAAAGAAAUCUCAAAGGAACAGUCAAUUUGGUUGAUAAAACCCUAGUUUGUAGAGGGAAUGGCGUUUUCGCCGAAAUACCCACAACGGAAUUGGUACCAGGAGACUUGAUAGCUAUCCCACCAGGAGGAUGUGAUAUGCAAUGCGAUGCAGUAUUAAUAACAGGAAAUUGUGUUGUUAAUGAGAGUAUGCUAACAGGUGAAUCUGUACCUAUAACGAAAACGCCUUUAGCGAAUGAUUCUAUGGCGUUUCAGCUGAAAGACAACGUAAAUCAUAUCCUCUUUAAUGGAACAAAAAUUAUACAAACCAGAAGUAACCAUAAUGAAAAAGUCUUCGCCGUAGUCAUUAGAACCGGUUAUUUAACAACGAAAGGAGAGCUUGUUAGAAGUAUUUUAUAUCCACCACCUGCGGAUUUCAAAUUUGAUACUGACAGCUAUAAAUUUAUAGGAAUUUUAUUCGCAAUUGCUACUUUGGGAGUCAUAUAUACAGUGGUAUCUAAGAGUACCAGACAAAUAGAAACAACUGAUAUACUGAUUAAAGCUUUAGAUAUAUUUACCAUAGCAGUACCGCCUGCACUUCCAGCCGCCAUGACUGUAGGAAAAUUGUACGCCCUCAAUCGAUUAAAACACAAACAGAUUUUCUGUAUUAACUCGAGGGUUAUAAACGUAUCAGGAUCUAUAGAUUGUGUUUGUUUCGAUAAGACUGGGACAUUAACUGAAGAUGAAUUAGAUAUGUGGGGCGUAGUUCCAGUAGAAAACAAUGAAGUGAAACCUGCGCUGAGAGAUGUUAAACAAUUAAAUAAGGCAUCUGCUCUUUUUAAAGGAAUGGCUACCUGCCAUUCUCUGUCUGUAAUAAAAGAGCAGUUAGGUGGAGAUCCUCUAGAUAUUAAGAUGUUUGAAGCUACUGGAUGGGUGAUAGGAGAAUCCAUGGAUGAUAGGAAACAUAAUCACAUCGUCGUCAGACCAAAUAUAGCUUAUUCGGAAAAAGGGAUCGCCGUACAACUAGAAAUAAUUAAACAAUUCCAAUUCAUAUCACAACUACAGCGUAUGAGCGUAAUCGCUUUUUCCACACACCAUGAUCAAUAUUCAGUUUUCUGCAAAGGUUCGCCGGAAAUGAUCAUGACAUUGAGCAAACCGUCGACUUUACCGAAAAAUCUUAUGGACGAAGUACAAAAAUAUACCGUACAAGGUUACCGUGUAAUUGCAGUCGCUACGAAAAAUUUAACGAUAAGCAGUCCCGAUACCGUCAAUAAAAUUGCUAGAGAAGAAGUCGAAUGCGAUCUGGAAUUUAGCGGAUUGAUAAUUUUAGAGAAUAAAUUAAAACCGGAAACAUCCGGUAUAAUAGAUACGCUGAUUAAAGCUAAUUUGAAAGUUGUUAUGAUAACAGGCGAUAACCUUCAAACCGGUGUUCACGUGGCUAAAGAAUGCGGAAUGGUGGAGCCUAAUCAACAUAUCAUCGAGAUUAUAACUGAAGAACCGACCGAUCAACAACUGGCCACCAUCAGCUAUAAAAUUAUUAGUGAAGCCGAUAUAACAAAACAGUUCAAGACUAGGUCUGAUAUAGAAAAAUACCAACCGAGAAAUUAUUGUUUCGCCGUUACCGGUAAAUCUUGGGGAAACGUGGUGACGUACUUUCCAGAAUUAAUACCAAAAAUAGUAACAAAAGGAGUAAUUUUCGCUAGAAUGUCGGGCAUGCAAAAACAACAAUUAGUCGAAGAAUUGAAGACCAUAGGAUAUUACGUUGCGAUGUGCGGAGACGGUGCCAACGACUGCGGUGCACUCAAAGCAGCUCACGUAGGAAUCUCCUUAUCAGAAGCGGAAUCCAGCGUAGCUUCACCGUUCACUUCAAAAAUUCAAAACAUCUCGUGCGUACCGAAAGUGAUCAAAGAAGGACGAGCAGCACUUGUAACAUCCUUCGGAAUAUUUAAAGUUAUGCUAUGCUACAGUCUGAUAGAAUUCACAUCGGUUAUGAUAUUAUAUAACAUAGACGCUAAUUUGACAGCUUUCGAGUUCCUUUACAUCGACAUAUUCCUCAUAUUAAAUUUCGCUUCUCUCUUCGGUAUGACGAAAGCUAAUAAAGUUUUAUAUAAAUCGGCGCCGGAAAACUCGUUGGUAGGAUUUAUUCCUAUUAGUUCUAUAGCUUGUUAUUUAAUAUUAUGCGCAGUUUUUCAAAUUUUCGCUUAUUAUUGGAUUCAAACUUAUAGUUGGUUCUCUGCUUUCGUUUACGUCAAGUCUUCAGUUCAAGAUUAUACAUCGUAUGAAAAUUACGCGGUUUUCACAGUAUCUAUGUUCCAAUAUAUUACAAUGUGCUUCGUAUUUUCAAAAGGAAGUCCUUAUAGAAGACCUUUAUAUACGAACAUACCUUUUACUUUAUCGUUGCUCGUAACAUGUGCAGUUUGCGUUUGGAUGACUUUGAUACCUUUCGACUGGGUUAGAGACAUAAUGGACCUUGAAGAUACUCCCAUUGAAGGGGCUGUUGCUAUGAUAGUUAUAGCCGCUGUUAAUUUCGUCGUUAGUAUUAUUUUCGAGGACGUUUUAGUAGAAUGUUUGUUGGGAAAAAUUAUUGUACCGAAAUUCAGAAGCAUUCACAGGUCUCAUAAAAAAUAUUUGGUAGUUUUGAGUGAUUUAAAUAGAGAUUCCAGUUGGCCUAACGUAAAUUAUAAGGAAACUACAGUUUAUAAUUCAGGAGAAAUUACUAAUGGUAUCAACAAUAGAGGUUAUGUAGAUGAUGAGACUAGGUAGUUAGAAAAUUGUUUUGAAAAAUGUAAGCGAAUAAUUUUUGAUACAUGACUAGUUGAUUGUUUUAUCUUUGUCAAAUAUUUCAUGUAGGUAAUCAGAAAAGUAUAGUGUGCAACACGUGAGGACACAGAUUAUUAUCAGACAAGUAUGGAAUAUCCUAUUUUUCUAUUUUGUACCUAUAACACAAUAUGCAAACGUUUUUCUUGGGGGAAUGCGGGGCGGAACGAGACGGCUAGCUUUAAACUCGUUUUUUAAAUAUAAAAUUUCAAAUCUAGGUACUUAGAUUGAAGAAAAUAAUCUAUAAUUGAGGUUAUGUUUCAUCAUAAGAAAAAAAGCAAACAUGGAUAUGAAGUGCAAAAUAUUUUGAAUAUUGCGAUUCCUCAUUACGCCCAAUUACACGUUAACCAUGGUUACAAAAAAUUACCAAUUAAUUGGAAAUAAUAGCAAAGUCAACUUUGCAGCUAUUUAAGUUGUUUAGUUAAGUUAGGAGGCACACAAAAACGGCCUCAUCGUCAUCACUAUCAACGUCAGCACCAAUUGUGACAUGCUGAACCAGAUAUUCACCACCACUCACAAUUACACAGUCUGACGCGCGUUUCGAUAACCAAAUUAUCGUCUUCAGAGACUGAAGGUAAACUUUUUAAAUUCGUUAUCGUCUUCAGAGACUGGUGUAGUGGUGUAAACAGUGUAUUCGCAGACGUUUCCAGAAAUUCCAACGCAACUCUUUUUUCUCUAUUCUUUAUAUUCCUUUCAAUAACGUUCUUUUCAUUAUCUAAAUAUGUUUUUCUUUUUGCACGUUCCACUUUUUUGGCCUCUUUAAUAAUUUCCUGUAACUUUUUCUAACUCAUGGACAAUUGCUGUUUUUUGGACGUUCUUUGUUUGUUCUGUUCAAUUUUCGGAACAGGCACAACAUUUUUGAAGACACUGUUGGAUAUGAUGUGCUUUUUACUACUAAAUCUGUUAUAUAAGACCAUUGUGGUAGAUUGAACAAUCCAUCUCUCGUCACUAUUGAAUAAACCUCUUCAAUAAUAUCCUUAUGGAGUUUUUUAUCAUCAGCUUGAUCUUGAUCGAUCAACUCAAUGUCUGUUGUAGCCGCAGUGCGAAAAUCGUCAUCAGUGAAAACAGUAUUAUCAGGAGUAAAAAUUCCUGUUUUCUUGAAGCCAUUUGAAGCGCUCUGCGUCGUACAUGCUCGAAUAAAUGCAGCUCUAACUAAACUAGAAAUUUGAAAUAAUAUCACCAUUUUUCGAGAAUUAGAUCUCGUCCAUCCGAACUUCCUCCUCAUAGUAACCACUAAUUGGUCUCAGUAAAGCAACGUACAGAGUUGAAUAUGGUGAGAUCAGAGGAUAGAGCACUUUUUGAAUCAGGCUAAAAGAAAUUCUGAUGUUACCUAAACCUAACCAGUUUCAUUCACUUCAGCCUUUCCUCCUGGUGGCAGACCCAGUUCAAACUCUUGAUGUGAUAUCAGCAAUUUGCCGCUAAUAUAUUAGAGUAAGUUUUGGGAUUCACCGCGAUUCCCGUCUCAUCACAGUUGAAAAUCUUUUUAGUGCCCUUGAAGUGGCUUCUGGUGAACGUAUACUAAUAUCAGGGUGUAAUAACGGCGACUUUUUAGAGAGCGAAUUAUUUAUGGCUUCUUCUGCCACUUCAAGUAAUUAUGGAGGUGUGCAAUUGAAUUAUCCACUUCGUUCUUAAUCUAUUUUUUUAUAUUUUUAAGAAAAACUUUGAAUCUUUUUAUAUUUGACGUGUCAUCAAUUGUUUAUGGAGUUUAUCAGUAUUACCAUCCAAUUAUAGUUACCACAAUUUGCUUUUUUAUCUGAUUCAUCAUCUGAGAUUUGUUUAAACAAAUCAUCUUUUCUGUAAACGACAAAUGGCUAAAAUUACUUUUGAGGGGGAGGGGGGCGAAUGAUGCCUACUAAUACUUGGAAUAUUAUCUGAGUACAUUUUCAAAUUAGUCCUGACAAGAACUAUAUUAUAUUUUACUUAAAAUAUAAGAAUAACAUGACGAAAAACAAAAUGAUUAUUUGUUUACAAUUUAUACAACUGUCAAUCAUAAUAUAUGUCAAAAGUGCUAUGUAAAACCGGCUGCGAUUUGAUCAAUCAGGAAUCUACAGAAUUGCCAACAUAAAUUCAAAUCAGUCCUCCUACUUUAAAAACGGGGUUAAGUAUAAUAUUUAAACAACUUUUUAAUUCAAAAUAGAAAA
This is a messenger RNA of Diorhabda carinulata, 5964 nucleotides long. Its product is annotated as polyamine-transporting ATPase 13A3-like. The record is from RefSeq and is a predicted model, not a curated record. Lineage: Eukaryota; Metazoa; Arthropoda; Insecta; Coleoptera; Chrysomelidae. The transcript has 16 exons. Bases 245 to 3769 code for a protein of 1174 amino acids. Gene Ontology annotation, biological process: polyamine transmembrane transport; intracellular calcium ion homeostasis. Gene Ontology annotation, molecular function: ATP hydrolysis activity; polyamine transmembrane transporter activity; ATP binding. Gene Ontology annotation, cellular component: membrane.